CACCGCAUAGUGGCAGAAUGUCACUGUACAAAACACGGAGAAAAGCCAAAAACCAUACCAAACACAGCAUAAUCCGCUUUUGCUGUCAUUUCAUGCCCUUCGAUUUCAAUUCAGCAAAACACACUCAUCACGGUCUCUCACAACCCCAACAAGUGUUCAUCCGCAGAGAUUAACACUGUGACCCAAAAAGUGUGCGAGAGAGAGAGAGUGGAAUGAAGAAACGCAAGUGGAUUCCGUUGGUGGUGCUGAGAAAGUUGCUCAUUGCGGCCAUAUGUUCCAUAGCGUUUGUUGCUCUCUUCUCUGCGCGCGUACACAUUGUCCCUUCUUCUAAAGAUCAGAGGUUCAACGACAAGAUCUCCACGACUCAGGAUCCGCAAAGCUGGAUGCGGGAGCUCGCCCCACCUCAUUUAUCCAAAGCUCCACUUCCUACUCCCAAGUUGAGUGGUUCAAAAGGGAAUUUAGAUUACCAGAAGCUGUGGAAGCCUCCAUCAAAUCGUGGGUUUCUGCCCUGUACAAACCCUACACCUAAUUACACCACUCCUGCCGAGUCACAAGGAUAUCUUUUAGUUCAUACAAAUGGCGGGCUCAACCAAAUGCGUUCUGGGAUAUGUGAUAUGGUAGCAGUAGCUCGAAUCAUAAAUGCCACUCUUGUAAUUCCAGAACUUGAUAAAAGGUCUUUUUGGCAAGAUACUAGCAAUUUCUCUGAUAUUUUUGAUGAAGAGUAUUUUAUGAAUUCUCUUGCUAAUGAUGUAAAAAUCAUUAAGAAACUUCCCAAAGAAUUGGUUAAUGCAACCAGAGUCGUCAAGCAAUUCAUAAGCUGGUCUGGCAUGGAUUACUAUGAGAAUGAGAUUGCUAGCUUGUGGGAAGAUUACCAAGUUAUUCGAGCUUCCAAAUCUGAUUCACGAUUAGCAAACAACAAUCUGCCUCCGGACAUUCAGAAGCUCCGCUGCCGGGCUUGUUAUGAAGCACUUCGCUUCUCUCCUCGCAUUGAACAAAUGGGAAAAUUAUUGGUGGAGAGGAUGAGGUCAUUUGGUCCUUAUAUUGCAUUGCAUUUGCGUUACGAGAAGGAUAUGCUCGCAUUUAGUGGGUGCACUCAUGAUUUAUCUCCUGUUGAAGCUGAAGAGCUACGAUCGAUCAGAGAGAACAUUUCCUAUUGGAAAAUAAAGGAGAUUGAUCCAAUAGAGCAGAGGUCCAAAGGGCUUUGCCCCUUAACUCCCAAGGAAGUUGGGAUUUUUCUUACUGCUCUUGGAUACCCAUCAACAACUCCAAUAUAUAUUGCUGCCGGAGAGAUAUAUGGGGGUGAGUCUCACAUGGCUGAACUGCGUUUCCGUUAUCCAUUGUUGAUGAGCAAGGAAAAGUUGGCAUCCAUAGAAGAGCUUGAACCUUUUUCUAAUCAUGCAUCCCAAAUGGCUGCUCUUGACUAUAUUGUAUCUAUUGAAAGUGAUGUAUUUAUACCUUCUUAUUCUGGAAAUAUGGCAAAGGCUGUUGAGGGUCAUCGCCGUUUUCUUGGACGUGGAAGAACAAUAUCUCCAGACAAGAAAGCCCUUGUUCAUCUGUUCGAUAAACUGGAGCAGGGAAUAAUAACUGAGGGGAAGAAACUAUCAAAUAGGAUUAUUGAUCUCCACAGAAGACGACUUGGUUCUCCCAGGAAGAGAAAAGGGCCAAUUUCUGGAACAAAGCACAUGGACAGGUUUCGGUCAGAAGAAGCCUUUUAUGCUAAUCCCUUGCCUGAUUGUUUAUGCCGGACAGAAACAGAACCACCGCCUCUGAAUGUCUCUCAGAUUGUUUGAUAGAUCAGAUACUACUGAACUUUUUCCUUGGAAAUAAUACUCCUUGGAGAAAAGAUGGCACAUGUGUAAUCAUAUACACAAAGUUUGAGCAUAAGAUCUGAUGUGCAGCUGGAAGGUGGUACUGUGGUGGCAGAGUGUAUAUACCGGUAUCGCAGUUACACGUACCCUUUAGUUUGGGGUGGGGAAAUAAAGGAAAUGAAAGGAAAGGAAAAGAAAACCCAUAUUCGGGUUUUGAUAUAAAAAAAAUUAGAGAUUGGGAUGAUUAGUUCCUGGGUCUAGUAGGGUAGGAUGGAGUGUAGAGCCUUAGUUGUGUGGACAAGCCUUAGCUAUUUAUAAAGUGGUAGAGUGUAGAGUUUUCGGAUAUGGCCAGGGAUCUCAAUCACCUGUUAUUUGUAUUUCUUCUUGAGCAAUAUAGUUCCACAUUUUGUAGUUUGUUCUUGUUGAAGACAACAAAAUGCAAAAAUCUUUUAUUGUUCCAAAA
Messenger RNA from Glycine soja, 2271 nucleotides. RefSeq names its product O-fucosyltransferase 7-like. The transcript has 13 exons. Lineage: Eukaryota; Viridiplantae; Streptophyta; Magnoliopsida; Fabales; Fabaceae. Bases 213 to 1790 code for a protein of 525 amino acids. The record is from RefSeq and is a predicted model, not a curated record. Gene Ontology annotation, cellular component: cytoplasm.